Monopterus albus (swamp eel) is the source of this 630-nucleotide messenger RNA. RefSeq names its product tetratricopeptide repeat protein 28-like. Gene Ontology annotation, biological process: establishment of mitotic spindle orientation. Bases 37 to 630 code for a protein of 197 amino acids. NCBI's taxonomy places the organism in Eukaryota, Metazoa, Chordata, Actinopteri, Synbranchiformes, Synbranchidae. Gene Ontology annotation, cellular component: cell cortex. The transcript is spliced from 4 exons. The record is from RefSeq and is a predicted model, not a curated record. Gene Ontology annotation, molecular function: G-protein alpha-subunit binding; GDP-dissociation inhibitor activity.
ACUCCGGCUGCUGUGACACUUUGAUGCUUUACAAAUAUGAUGAAAUGGCAGCCCCGGAAGAAGGCCUACUUUCGUCAGGGGGUUGCCCUGCAGUACCUGGGCCGUCACGCCGAUGCCCUGGCAGCGUUCGCCUCCGGUCUCGCCCAAGACCCCAAGAGUCUCCAGCUGCUUGUCGGCAUGGUGGAGGCUGCCAUGAAGUCUCCGCUCAGAGACUCCCUUGAGCCCACCUAUCAGCAGCUACAGAAGAUGAAGCUGGACAAGAGCCCGUUCGUGGUCGUGUCCGUCAUCGGCCAGGAGCUCCUGACCCACGGUUUCCAUGGAGCCUCUGUCGUGGUGCUGGAGGCCGGGCUGAAGAUCGGUACGUGCUCACUGAAGCUGCGCGGCUCCGUCUUCUCGGCCCUGAGCUCGGCCUACUGGUCCUUAGGGAACGCUGAGAAGAGCAUGGCCUACAUGCAGCAGGACUUGGAGGUGACAAAGACUUUAGGUGACCAGUCAGGGGAAUGCCGUGCACACGGGAACCUCGGCUCUGCGCUCUUCUCCAAAGGCAGCUACAGAGAAGCACUGGCCAAUCACAGGAACCAGCUGGUGCUGGCCAUGAAGCUCAAGGACAGAGAAGUACGUGGUUGGUGA